GGCAACUUCUCUAGAUCUUUCCACUUCUAUUAAUUCAAAUUGGACCAAAUUUAUAUGCUCAUCUUACCUUCCAGAGCAAGGAUCUGAAGAAUUCAGCACUGCAAAUGGAAGGCCUCAGUUUCUAUGUUGGAGUCAUAGGCAACAUCAUUUCUGUUCUAGUUUUCCUUUCUCCUAUAGGGACGUUUCAGAGAAUAGUGAAGAACAGAUCCACAGAAGAGUUUGAGAGCCUUCCUUACAUCUGCACUUUGCUCAACACUGCCCUUUGGACUUACUACGGCAUCAUCAAACCUGGUAGUUAUCUUGUUGCCACUGUCAAUGGUUUCGGUGUUCUGGUCGAAGCCAUAUAUGUUGUUCUAUUCCUUAUAUUUGCACCUGCAGAAUUGAAGGCAAAGACAGUGAUUCUUCUGGUGAUAUUGGAUGUUGGAUUUCUGGCAGCAGUAAUUCUGGCAACCCAUUUCUCAAUGCAUGGAGAUCUGCGGAUUGAUGUACUGGGAUUCAUAUGUGCAGGGUUAAAUAUAGUUAUGUAUGGUUCACCUCUUGUAGCCAUGAAAACAGUGGUGACGACGAAGAGCGUGGAGUACAUGCCUUUCUUUCUGUCUUUUUUCCUGUUCUUAAACGGUGGGAUUUGGGCAUUUUAUGCGUUGCUUGUUGGAGAUUACUUCCUUGGAGUACCAAACGGGACCGGAUUUUUACUUGGAACAGCACAGCUAGUGCUCUACGCGAUCUACAGAAAUCCCAAAGCAUCGAAGAAGAAGAGAUUAGAAGGGGUCGAGGAAGAAUGGCAACACCACCAACAUCUCAUUUCUCCUGCGGAUCGGAUUGAGAAUCCUUAA
Messenger RNA from Telopea speciosissima, 833 nucleotides. Its product is annotated as bidirectional sugar transporter SWEET17-like. NCBI's taxonomy places the organism in Eukaryota, Viridiplantae, Streptophyta, Magnoliopsida, Proteales, Proteaceae. Gene Ontology annotation, cellular component: membrane. Gene Ontology annotation, molecular function: sugar transmembrane transporter activity. Bases 105 to 833 code for a protein of 242 amino acids. The transcript is spliced from 6 exons. Gene Ontology annotation, biological process: carbohydrate transport. The record is from RefSeq and is a predicted model, not a curated record.